Prunus armeniaca (apricot) is the source of this 2259-nucleotide messenger RNA. NCBI's taxonomy places the organism in Eukaryota, Viridiplantae, Streptophyta, Magnoliopsida, Rosales, Rosaceae. The record is from the annotation of a GenBank genome assembly.
AUGGGAAGAGGGACAGCAGAAACUAAAGCAGCAGAUGAGGCGGUGGCAUUGGCAAUAGACAAGGACAAAGGAAGCCAGCAUGCUAUCAAAUGGGCUGUUGAUCAUCUUCUCACCAAGGGCCAACAUCUCAGUCUCCUCCAUGUCAAACAUACCCUUCCCAAUCAUGUUUCAGUCUCCGAAGAGGGGGAGGAAGAGGAAAAUGUAUACAAAAAACCGGUUGAUGCUGAAACCAAAGAGCUGUUUCUUCCCUUCCGUUCCUUUUGCAAGAAAAAGUUGAUAAAGUGCCAUGAAGUCGUAGUUGAGGCUGUCGAUAUACCGAAAGCCCUCAUCAACUAUGUUAUCUCUAAUUCAAUUGAGAUUUUGGUACUUGGUGCACCAUCAAGACAUAGUUUUUUCAGAUCCUUCAAAGUUACAGAUGUUCCCAGUUGUGUGAUAAAAGGGGUACCGAAUUUUUGCACUCUGUAUGUCAUUGGCAAAGGCAAGAUCUCCUAUGUGCAAACAGCUACCAUUCCACCACCCAAAAAAGCUUGUAACCAAAUUCAUAAACAAUCCAGCAAAGUUUCCGAAUCAAAUGGUACGCAAUCCAUGUGUAAACAGCAACCAAGAGCAUCAGGAAAGAGGACACAUUCUGCACCCGAUAGCCUGAUGGUAGAUGACACUGAAAUCAAGUCACCCUUCACAAGAGGACGAGCUUCAAUGAACAACUCAUAUGACCUUUCACCAGAGAGAACUGAUAUAUCGUUUGUGAGCAGUGGAAGGCCAAGUAUUGAUCGCAUGUUCCCUUCGUUAACGACCCCUCGAAAGUCGAUCAGCCCAGAAUUUGACAACCGAAGCUCUGCGUCAUCUUACUCAAGACAUCAGUUUAUUGACAUGAGCUCUUCCCCACAAGACUUCUCAUCAUCCUCAAUGGAAAGUGGAAAAUCAUGGUCAUCAUCACACAACAUGGAUGAAGUGGAAGCCGAGAUGUGGAGGCUCAAGCUAGAGCUCAAGCAAACAAUGGACAUGUAUAAAAUGGCCUGCAAGGAGGCGGUCACAUUAAAUCAUGAGGAACUUGACCGAUGGAAAUCGGAGGAGGAGCAUAGAUUAAAUGAGGCACACAUAACAGAGGAAGCUGCAUUGGCACUAAUAAAGAAGGAGAGAGAGAAAUGUAAGGCAGCCAUGGAGGCGGCAGAAGCAGCUCAAAGGAUUGCUGAAUUGGAAGCACAUAAAAGGAGGAACGCGGAAAUGAAAGCCCUUAAAGAAGCAGAAGAGAGGAACCAGGCAACGGAAGCAAGGGCAUAUAAUCUAAGGUACAGGAAAUACACAAUUGAGGAGAUUGAAGCAGGAACAAAUAAAUUUUCACAAACUGACAAGAUUGGAGAAGGAGGCUAUGGGCAAGUAUACAGGGGUGAACUGGAUCACACACAAGUGGCAGUCAAAAUUUUACGUCCAGGUGCAGCGCAAGGACAUUCGCAGUUCCAACAAGAGGUUGAAGUAUUGAGCUGCAUACGACAUCCGAACAUGGUUCUCCUUCUUGGAGCCUGCCCAGAGUAUGGCUGUCUGGUCUAUGAGUACAUGGCUAAUGGGAGCUUAGAAGACCGUCUCUUCCAGCGAGAAAUUGCCACUGGGCUUUUGUUCCUUCACCAGUCCAAGCCAGAGCCACUUGUACACCGUGACCUAAAACCCGGCAACAUUUUGCUAGACCAUAACUAUGUUAGCAAGAUUGGUGAUGUAGGUCUGGCCAGGCUUGUUCCUCCAUCAGUAGCCAACUCUGUCACUCAGUAUCGAAUGACGUCAACAGCUGGAACAUUCUGUUAUAUUGACCCAGAGUAUCAGCAAACCGGCAUGCUUGGAACAAAAUCUGAUAUCUACUCGCUUGGGGUCAUGCUUCUACAAAUAAUAACUGCCAAACCGCCGAUGGGUUUGGCUCAUCAUGUUGAGCUGGCUAUUGAGCUAGGGACCUUUGCUGAGAUGCUUGACCCUGCUGUUCCUGACUGGCCAAUUGAGGAAGCCUUGAGCUUUGCCAAGUUAUCUUUACAGUGUACUGAAAUGAGGCGAAAAGACAGACCAGAUCUUGCCAAGGUUGUGCUACCUGAGCUUAACAGAUUGAGAGCACUCGCUGAAGAUAGCAUGCAUUACAACAUGCUUGGUGGUUGUGGUGGUGGAGUAUACUUACCAAGACAAGGCUCAAUUUCCAGAAAACAAGAUGUGCUGAGUGACAUGCAUCUACCAAGAUCUGGAUAUGAUUGUUCAAGGAGCCAUUCAAGCACAUUAUCUUAG